AUGAUUCAGUUGAGAUACAGGAUUUGUAAUCCAGCAGAUUCUGCUGUGGGUCAUAUUGUUAAUCCUCGUCAUUGGCUAUUCCUUCUGAUGUCACUUGUGUUCUACUUGGGCCAGCUGUUCAUCUCGAAAAUCGUCUUCCUCCAGAAGGCACCGGAGCAAGAGGGACAAUCGAGAUUUAUCUGCUUCCGAGAGACUGUCUUUGGUCUUGACAACAGACGCGUCUUUCACGUGACCCUGUACUUCUUGCUGUUCCUCAACUUCCUUCUUGGACUCUUGAGUUGCUUCUUGCGCAUCGGCAAAGCUCUGGUGAUUGGAGCCAUUUACAUUGGACGUAUUGACCGAUGCGUCAUGAUGAGAGGUUGGGAACUGUGGGACCGAGGUUAUGGAGCUUACAUGGGCUUCCUUCAGCUGGAGGUUGCCCACACACACCCUGUCCUCAUCACCUUCUGUCACUUCCUUCAGCAGAAGAGUCUUGAGUCGGAUCCAAGCUCAAGGAUCUCCACAACCAACGAGUUUAUAUCUAACGUCAAUGCACAGGUGGAGAGCGGUAGUUUUCUGCAGUCCAGCAAGGUCAGAGGUCACUACCCAGGAGCAAGAACCUACCGUCAGUUAUCACGGCGCAUGCGCAACAAGUGGCUGGUGGCGUUGACUCUGACGCGCAACCCCACUCUGGUGGCUGAACGCAAGGGGGCGCUCAAUCGGACAAGAACUGUGUCCUCUAUCAGUGAUAAUGCUAUUUAG
This is a messenger RNA of Patiria miniata (bat star), 741 nucleotides long. RefSeq names its product stimulated by retinoic acid gene 6 protein-like. Gene Ontology annotation, biological process: vitamin A import into cell. The record is from RefSeq and is a predicted model, not a curated record. Bases 1 to 741 code for a protein of 246 amino acids. NCBI's taxonomy places the organism in Eukaryota, Metazoa, Echinodermata, Asteroidea, Valvatida, Asterinidae. Gene Ontology annotation, molecular function: signaling receptor activity; retinol transmembrane transporter activity. Gene Ontology annotation, cellular component: plasma membrane. The transcript is spliced from 7 exons.